Jatropha curcas is the source of this 1216-nucleotide messenger RNA. RefSeq names its product Reticulon family protein. NCBI's taxonomy places the organism in Eukaryota, Viridiplantae, Streptophyta, Magnoliopsida, Malpighiales, Euphorbiaceae. Gene Ontology annotation, biological process: response to bacterium. The record is from RefSeq and is a predicted model, not a curated record.
CUAGGAACAACGACCGUCGUGAUUUUCCAAAAUAAAGAGGGGACCGCGAAGAGCAACUGGAAGUAGCCCUUCCAGUCAGUAUUCUUGUUCUUGUUUUUAUUCACUGCCCACUACUCUGUCUUCUUCUUCGCUGCUAACUGCUAUUAAUUUACCUUGUCAACCUCAACGAUUUAACUCAAACGACCUUUCCAUCUGCCUCUUCUUCUCUCAACCUCUCCAUUAGAUCACAGAUAUGGCUGAGAAAAUAACAGCAGAGAAAAUUUUUAACAACCUAGUAGAAACCCUUGCUGACAGUGUUCCGAAGCAGAAAUCUGUGUCAUUUUUUGAGGAAGAGUCAAGCUCGGUAACUUCUCGUUUCAAUAGGCUGUUUGGACGUCAGAAGCCAGUUCACCAUCUUCUGGGAGGUGGAAAAUCUGCUGAUGUUCUUCUAUGGAGGAAUAAGAAGAUCUCAGCCAGUGUGCUAACUGUUGCAACGGCCAUUUGGGUGCUCUUUGAAUGGCUCAAUUACCAUUUUCUGACUCUUGUAUGCCUUGCACUGGUUCUCGGUAUGCUUACUCAGUUUGUGUGGAAAAAUGCUUCAGGAUUAUUAAAUGUAUCCCCUUCUAAGGUCCCCCGCCUUGUGGUACCUGAUGAGUUAUUCGUCAGUAUUGGCAGGUCAAUUGGGCUUGAGGUUAACCGUGCUUUGCGGUUUCUUCAGGAUGUAUCAUCUGGAGGAAAUUUGAAACAAUUUCUUUUGGUUAUAGCUAGUUUGUGGGCUGCUGCUGUCAUUGGGAGCUGGUGCAAUUUUCUAACUGUUAUGUAUAUUGGUUUUGUAGCUGCACACACAUUGCCAGUCCUAUACGAGAGGUAUGAAGACCAAGUAGAUGACUUUGUGUACAAGGUACUUGAACAGCUGCAAGGUCACUACCGUAAGCUGGAUUCCGGUUUCCUUAGUAAGAUUCCCAAAGGAAGGCUCAAGGGGAAGAAGCAUGAAUAGAUUAAUUUGGCUCUGUAUUUGAUAUUUUAAUUGUUGGUUAUUUAACUUGUGAAAAUGUUAUGGUGUAAUUCAUUUCAAGUGAUAGGUUCAUCAAAAUCUGGUUCUAGCAUGGUAAAUAUUUUGUUAGUCUAGGAAUAAUUGAUAUGGUUUAUCUUCGUUGUCAUAAUGAUAAUUUGUCUAAAUAUCUGAUGUUAAUUUAGGAAUUAUUUUUUAGUAAGCUUCAAUUAUUUGAUUUUGGUA